This is a messenger RNA of Symbiodinium natans, 2442 nucleotides long. The record is from the annotation of a GenBank genome assembly. Lineage: Eukaryota; Dinophyceae; Suessiales; Symbiodiniaceae.
AUGGUGUGGAAUUCGCCCCUGACUUCGGGCAGCGGCCUACUCCCACUGGUCGCCUCUUUGUUUGCUUUCCAGGAUUCUGAUCUCUUCGCGCUCCUCUGCCUGCGUGGCGCGGAUUUCGAGCUGCGGGUGCCCGAGGCGCGGCGGAAGCUGGUGGUGAACACGCUCUCGGCCUCAGCGCCGGGCGGUGCCGCCAUCAUCUUCGGCAAGGCCAAUCAGGCAGUUGGACCCUUGCUGUCGGGGACCGCUUAUCCUUUCAACCACAGCUCCAUGGCGAGUUUUCUGGAGUCCUGCCGUGGAGUGCAGCUCACGGUAAGUUUGGGCGACCGGAAGACCGUAACCGGCAAGAUGCUCAUGGUGGAGCGAGCGCGGCGGGCCAUCGAGGGCUGCAAGGAGUCGGAGGAGUACGCCUCAACUGUGCAUCUCUUUGAGGAGCAAUGGGGCAUCAUUCACAAGGUCUCAUUCGAGGACAUAGCCCAAGUCUCUCUAGUGGACGCGAACAUGCAGGAGGAGCUUAGCAAGUCCUUAACUGCUGCUUUGGCCAACCAGAUGCCCAAGCCGCCGCCACCACCGAAAGACAGCCGUGAGGCGAUCUCCAUCCGUGCGCACGGUGAGUCUCCAGGCGAGGGACUUUGUCGGGUCUCUUAUGUGGACCGCUGCGAGGAGUGGAAGUGCAUGUAUCGGCUGGACCUGCCGAGGGAGGAAGCCGACGCUGUCCUGGUCAGUGCGGACAUGGAUGUCGAGCCUGUGGUGACACUGCACACCUUCGGCCACGUGAGGAACAGCACGGAUGACCAUUGGGUUGAUGUGGAACUCGAUCUGGUCGCCAACGAGCUCUCGAUCUUGGCGCUUGGCGCGGAGCCUGACAGACAGGAGCUGGCCAAGAUCUUCAGCGAGUCGCGGUCAAGUGGCGGAGGGAUGCAGAUCUUCAUUAAGACCCUGACGGGCAAGACUGUGACCCUCGAGGUGGGCUGCGGUGACACGAUUCAGAUGGUCAAGAGCAAGAUACAGGAUAAGGAGGGCAUCCCCCCGGACCAGCAGCGCUUGAUCUUUGCAGGGAAGCAGCUGGAGGAUAACUUCAAGCUGGCAGACUACAACAUCCAGAAGGAGUCCACGUUGCACCUCGUCCUGCGCCUGAGGGGUGAUCCUGGCACCCAGAAGGCCGACAAAGAGGAUGCCUUCGAAUCCUUGGAGGGCUUGGCCACCAAGGGCCUCGCCGAGCACGUCCUUUACCACGUUGCAGACAAGGUGACCAUUCACUCCAAGGAGACGGCAAUCGUUCCAAUCUUUCAGCACGGCGUCAAGGGCGACCGCGUCCUCGUCUAUGAUCCCAAGGAGUCCGAGGUCUGCGUGAAGCGCGCAGUGCAUGUGGUGAACACGUCGGGCCACGUGCUCGCCAACGGCAGUGUCAAUGUGUUGGAUGGCGGCCGCUUCGUUGCCCAGUGCCAGUUCGCCCCAAUGAUCCCCGGCGACGACCAACUCUUCGAGCUUGGGGAGGACACGACGCUCUCCGUGACUCGUAUGAAGCCUGAGGAGCUGCAGGAGGACCGCGUGGUGCGCGCCCGGCUCGAGAAGGACGAGAAUGCGCAGCUGUCGAAGGUCGUCCUGGAGCACCGCAACCGUGUGACCACUCGCUACAGCAUCAAGAACAACGGGAGCCGCAGCGCCCCCAGCCUCUACAUCGAGCACACGGCGCGCACGGACUGCGGGGGCUUCUCGAUCACCUCCACGGAGCACGUGGUAAAGCAGACCACCGGCUGGGCCCGGUACUGCCUCUCCGUGAACCCCGAGGCUGAGCUCACCUUGGAGGUGGCCGAAGAGGCCAAGUACGAGGAGAGCAUUCCCGUGAAUGCGCAAAGCAUCUCCAAGUUCCUCACCGGGCGCGCCCGGAACCUCCAUGACGACGGUGUCCUCAGCAGGGAAUGCUUGCGAGAAUUGAAGCAGAGCCUGGGACAGCUCCGCUUGGCCUCCAUGCUUCAGGUGCUUUUGCAACCGCGGCAAAUCUCUGAGGAGCAGUUCCUGAGCUGGGAGCAGCGGGAUGUCCCUUGGGCGCUGGACGAGCCGUGUGAGGAUCCGGACGGCUUUGCCACAGAAGUCCGCGAAAUCCUGGCGCAGACGCAGGAGCUCCAGCGCCAGGAUGCGGAGAUCCAAGAGAUCCAGCGAAAGCAGAGCUUGGACCAGAGCCGCGUCAAGAAAAUUUUCGAGAACCAGACGCGGCUCCGGGAGAACAUCAAGUCCAUGGAGCAUGUAAGGACGGGAACACUCCUAGAACGAUACAUGAAUGACAUGGACAAGGAGGAGAACGACCUCAUUGCCACUCGACGGAGGAUGGAGGAAUCUGAGGAAUCUGUGGCCAAGAUGACGCAUGACGCCUCAAGGCUUGUGCUUCAGAUCACCAUGAAGACCAAGCAGCUACAAAAGAAAGCCAAGUGUCGAAUUCGAUGA